AUGAACGAAGGGAGGACGUAUCACCUGGCCGAGCGCUCGUCACGGCGAUCCGCCUUGAACAAGGAAGGGCUCAACGUCCUGAAGGCUCUGAACCGGAGCACCGAGGCGUACGACGUUUCCGCGACUGCAGGCGAGGUGCGAGAAGACCAAGGCACCGAGGUGGUCAUCCGAGUGAUGCUGUCCACCGCUGAGCUCCACUGGUCUUCGGGCUUCUCCACAGCUCUUCCUCUGCUCCUGCAGGCGUUGGCUCUGGCCCGGCAGCACCACCUGCAGGCGCUGGCCUCGGAGACGAUCCUCCACCUGGCCUUCACUCAGCUGAUGCUGGGCGUUCCUGAGCAGGCUCUGAGCGUUCUGCAUGAAGCCAUCGAGCCGUUCUGGCCCACGGCGCCGUCAUGGACAAAGGCCGAGCCCUGAUGCUCACAGCCCGCUGUCAGAUGGCCGUGGCCGGGUUCAAGUCCAACGGUCAAGGCCAAGCAGGUAACACCCUGAUCCUUCUCUUAUGUAGCUCAGCAUGUGUGAGGAUGGAGGCGUUCUCCAUCAGGUCACAGCUUCCUGUCUGAGUGUUGCUUCUCGCCGCCGCUCGUUGUCUC
This is a messenger RNA of Larimichthys crocea (large yellow croaker), 590 nucleotides long. Its product is annotated as anaphase-promoting complex subunit 5-like. Bases 1 to 414 code for a protein of 137 amino acids. Lineage: Eukaryota; Metazoa; Chordata; Actinopteri; Sciaenidae. Gene Ontology annotation, biological process: anaphase-promoting complex-dependent catabolic process; protein K11-linked ubiquitination; positive regulation of mitotic metaphase/anaphase transition. Gene Ontology annotation, cellular component: anaphase-promoting complex. The record is from RefSeq and is a predicted model, not a curated record. The transcript has 4 exons.